UUUUCAUUUAUAGUCUUCAGAUACACUUAUGUUAACGUAUUAUCAUGGGAAAGUUGUUCAUGCAAAGCGGAUAUUUUGUGCUAUUGUCAUUAAUGAUGCAUAUCGACUGUUCAGUUCCACUAUGUGAAUCCUAUGCAAAUGGGUUAUUUUUGUUCGGCCGAAACUGUGAGUAUCUGUGUCAUUGCGCCGGGGGCCUACAGUGUGAUGACGUCACAGGCGCAUGUAGCAACGGCUGUGGUGACCAUUGGUUUGGACCUGCUUGUCAGUAUUAUGAUGUUGCACUAGGUGUAAAAUCCAGACAUCUAGACAACCAACCGGAUUACCAUUAUUCGAGCGAGGCCAAUGACGGUAACCCAAAUACAUGCAGUUAUACAAACUACGCAUCCGCUGCAAACGACAGACAAAUUCCACCAUACUGGAUCAUUUUCUUUCAAAAGGAUGUCUAUCUGUCUAAAUUUGAGCUAGAAACAUUCUCGUCUGCUCCUUAUCAAGGAUUUUACGACAAAUUUAAGCUUUACGUCGAAAAUUAUCCAAGCAAUAGAAUGUUGAAUACUCCUGAUGAUAGAAACUACAUCCCACCGGACGCGGACAGACAAUUGUGCUACCAACAUGAUGGGUUGGACACGCCCAGUGAUAAAAUGGCUGUGAACUGUGGGCGGUCACUUUCUGGAAAUUCAGCUAGAAUUGAGAUGAUAAAUAAAAGUACACAACUGGUGCUGUGUGAUAUUAAGAUUAAUAUUGGAAGAAAUGUUGCACUUAGGAAGACAGCAUCCUAUAGUGAGGACAAUCAACAAACUUCUGAUCCUGGAGCAGCGGUAGACGGUACCACCACAACACCUUGUGUCUUUGUGACUCCAAUUAACCCUUGGUGGGAAGUCGACCUCGGCACCAAAAUGAAAGUUAACAGGAUAGUGAUUAGCGAAUAUAGCACCGGGUAUUUAUCGGGAUAUGCUGUCGAGACAGCCCAAGUUCCAGGCGGUAAUAGAACUACAGUAUUUACUGAUAACUCGGGAUUGACACCUACAGAAAUAUAUACAUCUGUCGAAGCAAGGCUUAUUAGAAUAUCUAGGUCUGGUGGGACACUUGCAUUAUGCGAAGUUCAAGUAUUUGCAGAAUGCCCUUACCUACGUUGGGGAAAUGAAUGUGAAAACAAUUGUGGCCAAUGCCUUGGUAACUAUUGCUACGAUUGGAAUGGAUAUUGCAAAAAUGGUUGUAAGAGUGGUUACAAAACAACAUAUACGUGCUUGGAUGACUGUGAUGAUGGUCGAUUUGGGGCGGGUUGUUUCGGUACUUGUGGUCACUGUCUAGACGGGUUGCCAUGCAACAAGAGGACUGGAUACUGUGAUCAAGGGUGUGCACCGGGAUGGACUGCAGACCCAACGUGCAUACAGGAAUGUCAAGAUGGAAAUUAUGGUUUGAACUGUACUGGAGAUUGCAGCUCAAAAUGCGAUGGUGUAUGUAAUAAGACGGACGGUGUUUGCCCAGCAUGUACAAGUGGAUGGCAAGGGCACUUUUGCGAGAAAGAAUGCGACAAUGGAACUUACGGCGCUGGAUGUAUACGUAACUGCUCCAACUGCUUUAAUGGUGAACCGUGCGAGAAAAGUACGGGUGUGUGCAUAAAUGCUUGCAGUGCAGGAUGGCAGGGGGAAAUGUGUGACAGAGAAUGCGAAGACGGUAGAUAUGGAAAUAAGUGCGAACAUGUGUGUAGCCAAACAUGCGAUGGAACUUGUAAUAAAAUGUUUGGAGAGUGUUUCGCGUGUCUCAAUGGAUGGAAUGGCACUUUCUGUGAGGAAGAAUGUAAGGAUGGGACUUUCGGGAGAGAGUGCCAAGAGAUGUGUUUGAACUGCUUCGAAAACGACACAUGCAACAAAUCUACCGGCAAAUGUCCACGUAGUUGUCAACCUGGCUGGCAAGGAUACACAUGCGAUCAGGAAUGUGCGGACGGAAGCUAUGGAUUAGCCUGUAAUCAGACGUGUAGUAAAACAUGUAAUGGAACGUGUGAAAAGAAACUUGGUAUUUGCCCUGACUGUAACCCAGGAGUAAGUGGCGACUUCUGUGACGAAGAAUGUCUUCCGGGAAUGUAUGGAGCUCGUUGUAAACACAAAUGCGGCGCCUGUGGCAAUAGAACGACCUGCCACACAGCCUCUGGAAUAUGCGCCACUGACGUAUGUGAACCGGGAUAUAAAAUUACAGACAAGUGUCAUGAAGUGUGUGACAAUGGCCACUUCGGCCAUAACUGCUCCCAUAAGUGCGGCAACUGUGAGGGUGUUUGCAACAAAGCCAACGGACAUUGUGAACACGGAUGUAUUGAUGGGUUUGAAGGAGAAGCCUGUGUAACACAAGCACAAGCGAGUGGUCCUGGUCUGGUUGCUGCUGUUGGUGGAAGCGUUGGUGUCGUUGUUGUGAUGGCAGUGCUCUUGGUAGUUGUCCUCGUUUUGUAUAGAAGAAGACGGGCCAAACCACUGUGUUCUAAAGAUGCCAGUGGAUUUACAAACUUGACAGAUGAAAAUGAGAAGAGAGAUGACUCAAACCAUGGAGUGACGUCUUUGCCCCUAUCAGAAUAUGUGAACGAUGCAAUUAAAAAAGAAACUGGACACAAUGAGGAUAGUCCGGAUGUUGACAGUGUCUAUUACAACAACGAGGUUAUUGUAAGAGUAGAACAGUGUUCAAAGACAAAGAUAUCUUUGGAAAACUUCAAAGAGUAUUUGCUACAGAGCAGCAUCACGUUAUUCAUGGAGCAAUUCCAGAAACUUCCAUCAGGACUAUGCCAUGCCACGCAUGUGGCCUCAGACCCGGUGCAUAAUGGAAAGAACCGAUACAGGGGAAUGUAUGCAUAUGAUCAUUCCAGAGUUGUUUUGAAGAAACUAAAAGGGAAACCACAUACUGAUUAUAUAAAUGCCUGCCAUAUCAAUGGUUACCAAAGACAAAACUGUUACAUAGCUGCUCAAGGACCAACCGAGGCAACAAUGAAUGAUUUUUGUCGUAUGAUUUUGGAACAAAGAAUAAAUACAAUUGUCAUGGUUACAAAUCUAUCUGAAGAAGGACGGAUGAAAUGUUUGAAAUAUUGGACAUCAGAAAAAAACGACCAGCCUGAGAAUGAUGCUAUUGUACUUGCUUUAAAACAUGAACAAAAGUAUGCAGACUUUACUAUUCGUCGUUUGCGGAUAUAUCAAGAGGGGCAUCCCGAUUCAACGACAGAUGUAACCCAGUUUCACUAUACAGCUUGGCCUGACAAGGAUGUACCAAACAGCCCCGCAAGUUUGAUACAUUUCUGGAGAAGAGUUAGAGCCCAUGACGAAGAUAAGAUCCUCCCAUGGCUGGUGCAUUGCAGCGCCGGAGUCGGGAGAACUGGAACCUUCAUAGCCAUGGAUGUGUUGUAUGAGGCAGGUAAAGCAUUGGGAACAGUUAACAUAUUUGAAUGUGUAAAGAAUCUGCGGGACCAGAGAGUCAAUAUGGUUCAAACUGCGGGCCAGUACAGAUACCUUCAUACGCUGGUUAAAGAGAUGCUAGUUUUAGCCAAUGAGCCUGUGUCGACAGAAAACUUUGCUGAGACAUAUACAAUUCAGGGAGAGGUAGAUGUGAUGAAACUGCAAGCACUUUACGAGAUGUUGCAGACUGAUGUUACGGAUGUAAAUACUUCCUUAGACGAACGCAAGAACAAAGCCGACUCACAGACUGCAAAUUUGCCAGACAAUAUUGAGAAAAACCGAUAUAAGGAAAUACUUGCUUCUGAUGAAUAUAGACCAUUCUUAAACACACCCGUAGCUGGCACGACGAACUACAUUAACGCUAUUUUCAUUCCGGAUUACAUCAAUGACAACCGGUUUGUCAUAUCUCAGACUCCUUUGAAAACAACUGUUAUUGACUACCUACGGCUAAUCCAUGAACACAACAUCCGUCUCGUGAUAGCCUUCGAUGACCAUGGAGACGAAAAAGUUGGUAGCUUUGUACCGACUGAUGACAGUCCUGUUGUGGCAGCCAAGUUCUUGGUCAAGAAAAUUUCAGAGACAACUCGGAGCUACUCGGUGAAAAGAACGUACAAGAUGGAGUAUAAGGAAACGUCUUCAAAUUUUGACCAUAUAACUUGUACGAAAUGGACACCUAAAGAAAGUGUACCUGCAAAUGUUGACCACAUGAUUACGCUUCAAAGCGAUGUAGAACGCGCUCUGCCCACACUUGGUGACACUCCUAUUCUUGUACAAUGCUUGAAUGGAGCCGAGAGGAGCGGCCUGUUUGUGGUACUCAUUAACAUAUUGGAGAGAUGUCGAAUGGAUGGAGAAGUGUCUAUUCCUCAGGUCAUCAGACAUCUUCGGACAAGGAGACACCAGAUUAUACCCAACUUUGCACAGUUUAUGUUCUGCUACGAAAGCGUUGUCAGUUACAUGAAUGAUGAAACUACCUACGCAAACCUAUAGUGUGGUUAGUAGCAUUAAUGAUGAAACCAACAAUGCAAACCAACAACGCUGACAGUGAUAUAAUGAAACCACCUACACAAUCUACAAUGUUUUCAGAAAUAUAAAGACGAUAAAACCAUCUACUCAAACGGAGGUGUAACUGUUGCCAGUUACAUGGAUGCUGAAACCACCUACGCAAGCAUGUAGAUUAUAAUUACGCCUAAAGAAGAACAUCGAAUAUGUUUCCUUCUGCAUGUUAUCCAAAUGUAUCAUGUGUGAAACGUUACGGUUCGAGUGAAGGAUUCAAGCGUUUUGUUUGUAUCGUAUUUUACUUGGUGAUGUUUUUCAUACGCACAAGUGUUCAAAAUAUUAAAAUUCAAUAUAAAGCAAUAAUACUAGUGUACGUAAUAUGGACUUUUAAUCUUUUAAUUUAUUGUGCUAUUAUUAAAAAAUUUCAAAUCCUGAGCAAAUUAAUCCGCAAUUAUUGUUAAACCAAGUGCCAUUUUCUUUGACAUAACUUACUACACGUAUCAGUUUUGUAGAUCGCAAGACUUGUGUAUUCACUUUAAUUUACCUAAUUGUUGCAUUACACAAGUAAUGAUUGGUUGAUGUAAAGAUAUGUAUGGUUGAACGCGUGAGAAUUAUGUGCAUUCAUUCCACUCUUUUUUUAUUUCUUUCUUAGACUAGAAAAAAUUAUAAUUAUGUUUAUAUAACUUGAAAAAAAUGGUUCUUAUUGUAAUCAAAGUAGAAUCAGCUAUAUAUAUAUAUAUAUAUAUAUAUGAGUACCGUGUUUUAACAUCAUUAGGACGUUCGGUACUUUCGUAUCACCUUUUCAUUAGUACGUGUAUCUAAUUACGAGUUCGUUACAAACUAGUAUACCCCAUCCCAACAGUAGAAUUUGUUAAAGUGACAUUCUUAUUCAAAAUCAAUACGUACACAUGUAUAACAAACAUAAAGUUUGAGUGAUAUACCUUUACUAAAUAAUGCAUUUAUGGAAAAUAUUAAAUACUUAUAACAAGAUUGUAAUCGUGUAUGUAAUAGCUGUAAACGCAAAACAAAAUGAUUGGUAAAUGCUUAAUGAAAGAUUUACUAUGAUCUAUUUUAGUCCCAUAAGCAAUAUAUACCAUGUUUUCUGCACCUU
Messenger RNA from Mya arenaria, 5535 nucleotides. RefSeq names its product receptor-type tyrosine-protein phosphatase kappa-like. Gene Ontology annotation, biological process: protein dephosphorylation. The record is from RefSeq and is a predicted model, not a curated record. Bases 45 to 4415 code for a protein of 1456 amino acids. Gene Ontology annotation, molecular function: protein tyrosine phosphatase activity. The transcript is spliced from 33 exons. Lineage: Eukaryota; Metazoa; Mollusca; Bivalvia; Myida; Myidae.